This is a messenger RNA of Beta vulgaris subsp. vulgaris (sugar beet), 740 nucleotides long. RefSeq names its product 50S ribosomal protein L34, chloroplastic. Gene Ontology annotation, cellular component: ribosome; mitochondrial large ribosomal subunit. Gene Ontology annotation, molecular function: structural constituent of ribosome. Gene Ontology annotation, biological process: translation. Bases 73 to 513 code for a protein of 146 amino acids. NCBI's taxonomy places the organism in Eukaryota, Viridiplantae, Streptophyta, Magnoliopsida, Caryophyllales, Amaranthaceae. The transcript has 2 exons. The record is from RefSeq and is a predicted model, not a curated record.
AUCUAUAUCCUCUCUUUCUCAAGAAGAUAAGUAAGAGAGAGAAUUAAAUUUACAGGUGAAAGAAAGAUAAAAAUGGCGACGCUUUCAAUGGUGUCAUGGCUCUCAACUGGAGCUAUAAUUAACCGUACUUCUUCAAUUACAGGAAAACCCACUAAAAGUGUCACCUUUAAUGGCGCUUUUACUCGUUCUGGGUCACUUCAUUGCUCUUUUUUGGCUCCUUCAUCUUCUCUCUCCUCCACUUCUUUCUCAGGAUUGUCAUUGGGAUUGGAUUUGGCAUCAAACCGUGGAGCCGGUGCCAAUAGAUGCCGUCGGUUGGUGGUGCGGGCUGGGAAGGCAGCUCUUUGCCAAACCAAGAGAAGCCGAUCUAGGAAGUCAUUGGCUCGGACACAUGGUUUUCGGUUGCGAAUGAGGACUACUAGUGGAAGAGCUGUGUUACAGCGUAGACGUGCCAAGGGACGCAAAAUUCUCUGCACCAAGUCAAACCCAAGCAGCGGGAAACGAGUCAGUACUUAAGUAUGAUUGUAUGAGAGUGUAAAUUUUUGUGCCUGUAAACCUUGAUUUCGUGUCAAAUUAUUUCCUCUAAACAUUUGAUAUGAAGCCUUUUGUUCUCAAGCAUCAUCCUUAAAAUAUGAAUUCUCUUAGUUUGACAGCUCUUGUUUCACUCUUUAAACUUUGGUUCAAAAACCAAACAUAGCGUUCUUUGUCCACACAGUUAUCUACUUUUUACCCUAGUUUGUGCA